CAAGGAAUUGCAGGUAAAGCAAAAAAUAAUUUAACCCCUUACCGCAUCGCGGAUCAUAUAUAAACCAAGCCAUAUUUUCAUGAAUAUCUUCAAUUAGAAAAUGAAAACAGUUAGUUUUGUGUAUAGCGUAUCAAAUAUGUUCCAUUCCUCUGUCAUAAUAAUAUGAACACCGCCAUCUAUGAGUAACUCUACGAACUCGCCCAUCAUUCAACAUCGACGAACAGGUUGCUACUUGAGCGCGUCGGUUUCUGUUAUUUGAAAACUCCGAAAAAAAUAUAAAAUCUCUAGUUACCGCUAUUAGAUAAAUAUUAUAAAGAAGAAAAAUACUUAUAUAUUAUUGAUAAGGCAACCUGAUGGAAUAUGGAUCCUAGACGAUUUUACGGCGGUAUCCAUACGAUUCUCAAGGAUUUUCCGGACAGCAGUGCUGAUGAGGACCUAUCAGAUGACGAGCAACUAACGAAUAGAAGACGAAAGGUACUACCACCUCUCUGUAUUCCAGAAUCUGAGGAGUCUGACUCAGUUUCUGAUGAUAAUAUACCUUUAUCUCAUCUUGCUUCUUCGUCAACAAGGACUUCAAGGGCUGAAAAGCCUCGAUGGAGGGAUGGAUUUUUGGAAAGAGCUGAAACUGAUUUACAGUUUACUGGAGACAUUUCUUUGCCUCUAGAAAUCACAACGUUGAAUACCCCGUACCAGUUUUUCAAAUAUUUAUUCACGGACGACAUUUUUCUAUAUAUAUCUCAAGAAACUAAUAAAUAUGCAGUCGAAAAGCGACCAGAAAAGCCCAGUAAUAUUACUGUAAAAGAACUUGAACAGUUUAUUGGUAUUUGCCUUUACAUGUCGAUAGUUCAGUUACCCUCUACAAGAUUUUAUUGGAAUGAGGAUAUGGGGUACCCAAAAGUUAGUACAAUAAUGUCUUGUAAUCGUUUCGAAGAAAUCAAACGUUUUAUUCAUUUUAACGAUAAUUUGACACAAAUACCAAAAGGUCAGCCAGGACAUAACCCACUUCACAAAAUCCAACCAUUAUUGGAGCUUUUAAGGCAAAGAAUUUUGACAGUUCCUAAAGAACAGUAUAUGGCUGUUGAUGAACAAAUUAUACCUACCAAGAGCAGAUCAUCUAUGCGGCAGUACAACCCUAAGAAACCCCACAAAUGGGGCUACAAAAACUUUGUCCUUAGCGGCAGUUCAGGAUUUAGUUUUGAUUUUGAAAUAUAUACUGGAGCUCAGGGACCUGUACAAUCUGACACUAAUUUGCCAAAAAUAAGUACUAGCAGUGACGUCGUAGUUCGCCUUUCUAGGACAAUACCAGAAGGACUCAAUUACAAACUAUUCUUUGAUAACUGGUACACGUCACUACCCCUUUUGACGUACCUUAACAAAAAAGGUAUUUUACCAAUAGGCACCAUAAAAGCUAAUCGUAUCCCAGGCUACAAGGUUCCAGUUGAAAAAGAUUUAAAAAAAAAAGGCCGAGGAACUACUGUAGAAAAAUUGACCACAAUUGACAACACUGAUAUAUCAGUAGUGACCUGGUACGACAACAGAGUUGUGAACUUAGCUUCAACUUAUGUUGGCAGCAAACCAUCAUCUGAAGUUCGACGUUUCAAUAAAAAAGAAAAAACAUAUCAAAAUGUAUCAUGUCCAAAGGCAGUCACGGUUUAUAAUAGACAUAUGGGUGGCGUGGACUUAUUAGACGCUCUUCUUGGCUAUUAUAGAAUUCAGAUUAGAUCGAAAAAGUUCUACCACCGCAUAUUUUUCCAUAUGAUUGAUAUGAUGACAGUUAAUGCGUGGUUGUUAUACAGGAGAACUUUAGCGGAUUCAGACCCAUAUUUACCUUUAGCCGACUUCAAAUGCGCAGUAGCUGAAGGGUUAAGCCAGACUAAUAAACCAUCAACAAGUGGAAAACGAGGACGGCCUUCUUAUGAACUGGAAAAUGCUAUUGAAGCGAAGAAAUUGAGAGGACCCAUUGCUAUCAUGCCGUCUAGAGAUGUAAGACUGGAUCAAAUAGAUCAUAUGCCUGUCUGGACCACUAGACAGCGGUGCAAAGUACCAGAAUGUAAUGGUAGGUCACAUGUUGAGUGCCAAAAAUGUAAAGUGAGCCUAUGUCUUAAUGACAAAAGAAAUUGUUUUAAGUUAUUUCAUACAACAUAAGGUGACUGUAAUUUUUUUUAUUUAAAAUUACAACAUUUCUUUUUUAGUUAACCAAAAAAUUUAAUAUAACUAUAACGUUAUUUACUAACAAUAUCGUAUAAAAAUUAUUGCUUAAAGUGAUUGACAGGAACUGACUGCCUGCCUGCCUUUGUAUUUUUUGCUCACUGGACCAAAUAUGUACCAAAGUGAAAAAACGGUAUAUUUUCUUUAUUUUUCAAUAAAUUAAAAAAUGCUGAAACACGUGUUCUUUUAUUUCUUAUUUACUAUCACAUAUAUUUUUAUUAUCGACAAAAAAAAAAUCAUGCGGUAAAGGGUUAAAAAAG
Messenger RNA from Spodoptera frugiperda (fall armyworm), 2468 nucleotides. Its product is annotated as piggyBac transposable element-derived protein 3-like. The coding region runs from base 361 to 2145 and encodes 594 amino acids. Lineage: Eukaryota; Metazoa; Arthropoda; Insecta; Lepidoptera; Noctuidae. The record is from RefSeq and is a predicted model, not a curated record. The transcript has 2 exons.